AUGGCCAAGGUCGCAAGUGAUCCAACAGGAGGCGAUAUGCAACAAUUGGUGGUAGUAGGAUCAGGAGGUGUCGGGAAAUCCUGUCUCACAGUCCGUUUCCUCAAGGACGAAUUCACCAACGACUAUGACCCAACCAUAGAAGAAAACUACCGCAAAGCAAUAACAGUCGACGAUCACCCGUGCACUGUAAACAUUAUCGAUACAGCCGGCCAGCACGAAUAUACGGCGCUCCGUGAUCAGCACUUGAAGGAUGGCAAGGGGUUUUUGCUGGUUUUCGCUAUUAACGACAAGUCGACUUUUGAGGAAGUCAAGCAGCUGAGGGAGCAGAUUAUUCGGUUGAAGGAUACGAAACGGGUACCGCUGGUUAUGAUUGGAAAUAAGUGUGAUUUGCCAGCUGAGAUGCGGGAGGUGGAUGAGAAGGUUGCUGCUGGGUGGUGUGCGAGUAAUAAGAUACCGUAUAUUGAGAGUUCUGCAAAGGAAGCAAUUAAUGUAACAGAAGCCUUCUUUGAACUCGUUCGAGAAUGCCGUAAAGUGGAUGGCAGAACUACCAACAAACCAGCCAAAGUCGCUCACAAGAAAAAGUCUGGAUGUACGAUUUUCUGA
Messenger RNA from Synchytrium microbalum, 603 nucleotides. RefSeq lists its product as uncharacterized. Gene Ontology annotation, molecular function: GDP binding; GTP binding; GTPase activity. The record is from RefSeq and is a predicted model, not a curated record. Gene Ontology annotation, cellular component: plasma membrane. Lineage: Eukaryota; Fungi; Chytridiomycota; Chytridiomycetes; Synchytriales; Synchytriaceae. The transcript is spliced from 3 exons. The coding region runs from base 1 to 603 and encodes 200 amino acids. Gene Ontology annotation, biological process: Ras protein signal transduction.